Exserohilum turcica Et28A is the source of this 1145-nucleotide messenger RNA. RefSeq lists its product as uncharacterized. Bases 1 to 1035 code for a protein of 344 amino acids. The transcript is spliced from 3 exons. Gene Ontology annotation, molecular function: dioxygenase activity. Lineage: Eukaryota; Fungi; Ascomycota; Dothideomycetes; Pleosporales; Pleosporaceae. The record is from RefSeq and is a predicted model, not a curated record.
AUGGCAACCAGCAUCACCGUAGACUCGGCAGUCUCGCAGGAUGACCUGGAAAUCCCGCUCAUCGAUUUCUCCGCCUUCCUCUCUGGCAAUCCCGACGCAAAGAAGCAAACCGCUGACGCCGUCCUCAAAGGCUUCCAGAAUGCCGGCUUCAUCUACCUCAAAAACCACGGCAUCCCCGAGUCCACAGUAUCCACAGUCUUUUCCCACUCGGCCAAGUUCUUUGCCAGACCCCAGGAACAGAAAGAUGCGCUGGCAUGGUAUUCGGCUGUUGCCAACCGCGGCUACGUGACCCAAGGACGCGAGAAGCUCGUGGUGCUAGAGGAGACGGGCACAGAGGCGCAGAUGCGCGCACUAAUUCCAGAUCUGAAGGAGAGCAUGGAAAUUGGGCGUGAUGAUCAACCUGAGUGGCCCAAUAUGUGGCCCAGUGGAGACGACGAGGCCAAGGUGUUUAGGGAGCAGAUGAUGGCUUUCUUUGAGACGUGCAAGACGCUGCACAUGUACGUCAUGCGUGCGAUUGCGCUCGGCAUGGGAAUCGACGAGAAGUGGUUUGAUGGCUUCACAGAUGCCGGCGACAAUACGCUGAGAUUACUGCACUACCCGGGUGUAUCCAAGAGUGUCUUUAAGAGGAACGACGGGCAGUUGCAGGUUCGCGCAGGAGAACACAGCGAUUACGGCUCAGUAACGCUGCUCUUCCAGGACUCCCGCGGCGGGCUCCAGGUCCGCUCGCCAAAAGGCACUUUCGUCAACGCCACGCCCAUUGAAGGCACCAUUGUCGUCAACGCAGGCGAUCUGCUUGCGCGCUGGUCCAACGACACCAUCAAAUCUACAAAGCACCGUGUUGUCGAGCCGCCGCCAAAGCCAGAAGAUGCAGAUAAGGAUGAGUACCCCCCGCGGUACUCGAUAGCCUACUUUUGCAACCCCAACUACGAGCGCAGUAUCGAGGCUAUCCCGGGCACGUAUGAGCAGGCGGGCAGGAAGUACGGCGAUGUUUUGAGUGGGGAUUAUAUAGUGCAGAGAUUGACGGCGACAUAUUAAUGACUUGACACGUUAACAAGAAUGUAAAAAAAAUCACCUCAUAAUGCGGAGGCGAUCAAGACAUGCACGUGUAAAUUAACAUCAAACUAUUACUAUUACACAACUGAAUA